Molecule: messenger RNA, 971 nt
Organism: Centruroides sculpturatus (bark scorpion)
Lineage: Eukaryota; Metazoa; Arthropoda; Arachnida; Scorpiones; Buthidae
Exons: 2
Coding region: 314-643 (109 amino acids)
Source: RefSeq, a predicted model, not a curated record
UAUCGCAAAUUAAAAUAUUCUUAAAAUAAUUCAUUCUUUAUAAAUUUAUUACUACUGCUUUAAAGCUGAUAAAAUUCUACAGACAUUCUAUAUUUCUAUUUAUCAUAUUUUUGAAUAUUUAUCUUCAUACGAACUGAAAUUAUCCGCUGGGAUAGUAGUGGUAGCCUAUAUAUUAAUGUAUAUAUUUGCACAGAAUUCUAACAAACAGGAGGAGAUUUAUUAUUAACAUAUUUAUUCAAUUGCUUGUUUUCUCAGCUGCAAUUCUGAUAAUAAAAUUAGUUGAUGUAUAAGUAGACAAAGCUUUAGUUUAAGGAUGGAGCCAUCGUUCAGAAUUUAUAUGGGAAUAUUUUGGAUUUUGACAUUGAUACUAAUGAAUCUGAAAAUAGGCUAUGCUAAUGAUAAAUAUGAUCACAGAAUUCGUUCUGGAGCUCGAGGAAAAAUACAAAAACGUUCUGCACGAAUUCAAGCACCUAUUUAUGUUUAUCGUUCACGGAAAAGUUGUUUGACUCCCAGAGCAUUUUAUGCAAAAUAUCCACCAUCAGAAAUACUUGCUGUGUCAAAGUUAAUUUAUGAAGCUUCGAUAAAUGAUCUUGGAAUGGAAAAAUUGUCACGUUCACUUGAUGCAUCUGCUCGAAUGGGCUAAAAUUAAUCAAUCAUAAAAUCUGUUUUUAAUGCAAAAAAUAAUCAACACCAUCUAUAUAAAUACAAAUUUUAUUUUAUAGUACUUUUGUAGUUAAGAUUUAGAUCAUAUAAGUUAGGACAGAUUGAUACAUAGACAAUAAAUGAUCUAAUGAAAUAUAAAAAAAAAAGUGUGUUACAAACUGUAUGUAUAUUUAUAUAAUUCUAAUAAGUACUUUAAAAAGGUAAAAAUCAGAAUAAAAAUUUUUAAUCAUACUAUCUAUUCUCAUUAAAUGUUUAGAAUAAAAUUAGGAUUUAAUUUUCUAAGAGAGAAACAUAUACAAACAUUUAAU